UGUACUUUUAUCGACAAGAUGAGCGGAAAACAAAGAAUAGCGAAUUAGAAAAAAAAAAACAGAUCGAUUUGUUGCAUAACGGCAAUCGUCGACAAGGUCAGUCAUCAUCUUGGUGUAGACAAAAUCGAUGCACUUUUAUGAAACGUCUUUGA
Messenger RNA from Acaulospora morrowiae, 152 nucleotides. NCBI's taxonomy places the organism in Eukaryota, Fungi, Glomeromycota, Glomeromycetes, Diversisporales, Acaulosporaceae. The record is from the annotation of a GenBank genome assembly.